CCGGCGGGGGGCCGGUGGUGCUGCGGGUGGCGGAGCCAGCGCGGGCGAGCGAGAGAUGGUGGGCUGAAGAGGCACUUCCCUUCUUGCCAAGAGGACAUGCACCCACAGUUCUGCGUGAACUCAGACAUUGCAGACUGGCUCGCCUCCAUUCACCUGGAGAGAUACCUGGACACCUUCAAACAGCUCGGAUAUCACUCAGUGCGGGAUGUGAUCUCUCUGGGUAAGGAGGAUCUGCAGAAGUUGGGUAUCACUGCCACGGGGCACCGUAAAAGGAUCCUGAACCUGGUGCAGCAAACCCAACUGCUGGUGGGGGACAAAAAUCCACACAUGGCAGGCGAUGUGCAUUACAAGCCUAGCCAGUGUGCAGAAUCUCUGGAUGGGCCUAAACCAAAGAAUGGUAUCGACGGAAGCAAAGGAAUCUCAGCAGAAACGGCUUCUCACCUCAAGAUCGACCGUGCCCAUUCAGCGGGUCACUCCCAUUCUCUGUCACCAGAUAGGGAUCUGGCUUCUUUGGUGGCCAAGCCAGUACCCAAGCCCAGGACCGUGUUUCCUCAUGCGUGCCAAGGAGCCAGGCUGGAGCAGGACUUAGUGCCAUCACCGUGUGCAUCGCUGCCCGUAAGCAAAAUCGCUUCUGGCUCUGAACAUUCUCAGGUAACCUGUGUUGUUCCGGAGGGAUUUGAUCUCAGGGAAAGCGCUGCAGAUGCUGAGGGAUCCCGAGUUGGGCUGAGAGAUCAAAUCCCAGAGGUCGCUCUGCUACCCCAGAGCGGGCAGGUGGGAGGAAACACAGAACCUGCUCUUCAGCCUUCAGCUCCUCUAAGUGAAAGGAGCCACCAGGUCAAGUGUGUGUCGGAUGCCUCCUUCUCUUCUGCUGUUACGUGUUUCUGUGCUGCAAGCCAGCCUGCGGGCAGCCAUCCGGUGGAACCCGUUCCGGCCGCUGCCACUGUGCUGAGAGAGCCUUUGGUGGUGGUUCAAGCUGCUCUUUCCAGGGCAGCCUACCCACAGGGAAGGACUGAGAUGGUCCUAGAGGGCCCUUGGGAUCGAGAUGACCUCCUGCCUUCGCCAACUGCAAGCACAGAAGGGAAGGAGCCUCUGGGCAGCCCUCCCAGCCUGCUGUCCAUAGACCCACCCGCGCAAAACAGGACUCUGAACGGCGAGCAGGCUGGUUCCCUGGGAGAGCCCUGCCUGGGCCUGCAUCACGUGCCGCAGGCGCUUGUCAUCCAAACAGACCCUGCUGAGGAACUCAUCAGCCCUUAUUGUGAGGGCAUGUUUGGACAUACGUGGUCUUGCCAGGAGCAGGAAUAUGAGGAGUUGCCAGAGUGCCUACCAAGCCGGGGCGGAGGAGGAAGAGGAGGAGAAGGGUCCCUGAAUGGAAGCUGCAGCACAGAAGAAAUGAAUUCAUCUGCUAAGAGAGGGCCCAGCCAUACGGCCCAGAGUGAGACCGAGGGUUAUUCUACAGUGGAGGCGCCCCGGGCCAGAGGUUCCCCACUUGGACUCUCCAACCACCAGCAUAUGGACGAAGCCUUAGAUGACUUGACCAUCUCCCCCUAUGCCAGCUACACUUCGUUAUCGGAGCGUCCCACUACUGUGCUCAGCGGCUGGCUGGACAAGCUCUCCCCGCAGGGGAACUACGUUUUCCAGCGUCGAUUUGUCAGAUUUGAUGGGAAAAACCUCAUGUAUUUCAACAAUGAGAAGGAGCCCUACCCGAAAGGCCUGAUUCCUCUCUCCGUCAUUGAGAUGGCUCGCUCCACCAAGGACAACAAGUUCCAGGUCGUCACGAGUCACAGGAUCUUUGUUUUCCGCGCUGAAAAUGAAGGCCAGCGGAAUGACUGGUGCAGCACCCUGCAGCAGAAGGUGACCGAGCAGCGCCUGCUUUCCCAUCGGCCUCCCCUCAGCGGUAAUGUAAAGCCACUCCAGAGAUCUGGCUACUUGGAGCUCAAAGGCAACAAGUCCAAGGUCUUUGCAGCUCUCAGCCUGUCUGAGCUGUGGCUGUACAAAAGUGAGCAGUACUAUAAAAUAGGCAUCGCCAUCUGCCUAAUAGAGAUGCAGGGCUCCACAAUUCGAGAAGCAAAAGGUCGCAGCUUUGAGCUCAUCACCCCUCUCAAGAUCUUCAGUUUUGGAGCAGAGUCUGAACGAGAGAAGCGGGAAUGGAUGGAAGCCUUGCAGAACUCCAUUGCAGAGAUGCUGUACGACUAUGAGGUGGCUGAGAAGAUCUGGUCGAACAAAGCCAACCGCUUCUGCGCCGACUGCCGCGCCCUGAACCCUGACUGGGCCUCUGUCAACCUGUGUGUGGUAAUCUGCAGGCAGUGCGCAGGUCAACAUCGGAGCUUGGGUUCCAGCAUUUCUAAGGUGCAGAGCCUGAAGCUGGACACCAGUGUCUGGAGCAAUGAGAUGGUCCAGCUAUUUAUUGUGCUGGGGAAUGAACAGGUGAACAGGUUUUGGGCAGCCCGCCUCCUGCCCUCUGAGGCUUUGUACCCAGAUGCCAACAGCGAGCAGAGGCGAGACUUCAUCACCCGCAAAUACCGCUACGGGCACUACCGUUUGCCACAUCCCCAGUACAGCAGCCAGGAACACCUGUUGCAGGCUCUGUGUGCAGCUGUUUCUGGAGCUGGGCUGCUGAAGAUGAUGCUGCAGUUCUUUGCAGCCACCACAGAAGGUGAAGCAGGAUGUUACAAGGCUGUUUCGGAGACUGGGGGAAACCAGCAACAGAGCGGUUCAAGCAAUCUUGGUGUGGAAGGACUGAGCCCAGAAGGAGUCUACAAUGAGGUCACCCAGCCAGUGGCCCAGUGUGGUUACCUGUACAAGGCCCCAUCGAUGACCAAACUUGCAGUUGUCAAGAAAAGCCGAGAGGAAUUUCAGAGAGUGUGGUGCUCCCUGGAGAAGUGCCUUCUGUUCUUUGAGAGUGACAAGAGUUUAGAGCCCUUGGGGAAGGUAGAAAUGGAAGAAGUGAUGUCAUUGGGCGUCAACAGAAUAUAUGCACCAACUAGUCCUGGCUCCUCAGACAGGUUUCCUUUCACACUGGAGCUGUAUCUGAGCAAUGAUCGACUACAGCCAUUGGGGGCAGAUGGGCCAGACACGCUGCAGUCCUGGGCCAGUGCCAUCAGCAAGUGGUUCACCCCACUCUGCUGUCACUGCUUGCUGAGCUAUGAGUUCCAGAGGGUGGGCAGGCUGAGCUACAAGUCCAUGUUGAAUCCCAGUCGGUGGCUGCAAGGCUUCUUCGUCCUCCAGAAGUCCCACCUCUUCAUCUGCCCCAAGGAAGGAGAGGGAGCCGCCGAGGACAGCAUCAAUUUGCGGCAGCUGCAGGAGCUCAGUGUCGUUCCCCUUGCUGAAGAUCCAGAGAAGAAGGAGAUGCUGGUCCUCGUGGAGAUGGGGCGGACCUUUCAUCUCCAAGGGGCCUCCAGGCUGGACUUCUCUGCAUGGUGUGCGGCUAUCCAGGCCUCAGCAGGAGGCCAGGGGAAUGCCCUGCGGGACCAGCAGCUCAGCCGGAGCGGCAUCCCCAUCAUCGUGAACAGCUGUAUUGCCUUCAUCACCCAGUAUGGGUUGCAACAUGAAGGAAUUUAUCGGAAAAACGGAGCCAAAUCCCGCAUCAAGGCCUUGAUGGAGGAGUUCCGUCGGGAUGCCCGAAAUGUCAAGUUGCGCAUCAGUGACAAUUUCAUUGAGGACGUUACAGAUGUGCUGAAGAGGUUCUUCCGGGAGCUGGAGGAUCCUGUGUUCACCACGCACCUACAUCCCCAGUGGAAAAAAGCUGCAGAAAUUUCCGAGAAGCCCCUGCGGUUGGAGCAAUACAAGAAGCUGAUAAGCCUUUUGCCUCAUGUCAAUCACAGGACUCUGGCUGCUCUGAUUGGCCACCUGUACCGGGUUCAGAAAUGUGCUGACCUCAACCAGAUGACCACCAAAAACCUGGCUCUGCUCUUCGCCCCGAGCCUCUUCCAGACUGACGGCAAAGGGGAACACGAGGUCAAGGUGAUGGAGGACCUGAUUGAUAACUACGUCCACAUCUUCAAUAUUGAUGAAGACCGAGUGACGCAGAUGGACUUGGAGAACAGCUUGAUUACUACCUGGCGGGAUGUGCAGCUCUCCCAGGCUGGCGAUCUCAUUCUGGAGGCUUACCUGGAGCAGAAGAACCCUGACUGUUGUGUCACUCUCAAGGUAUCCCCAGUGAUGACGGCAGAAGAGCUGACCAAUCAAGUGCUGGAGAUGCGGAACGUGGCAGCCAGUGUGGACCUUUGGCUGACUUUCGAGGUUUUGGAGAAUGGUGAGCUAGAGCGGCCCCUGCACCCCAAGGAGAAGGUCCUGGAGCAGGCGCUACAGUGGUGCAAGUUGCCCAAGCCUGGCUCUGCCUAUUUGUUGGUCAAGAAAGUGCCCAUCAAGGAAGGCAGCUGCCUCUUUACGGGUGCCAAACGCGAAAGCCCCAAAUGCGGGCUGUUGAAGUGCCGUGAGGAUCCACCCAGGCUUCUGGGAAGCAAAUUUCAGGAACGCUACUUUGUCAUCAAGGACCGCAAGCUGCUGCUGCUGAAAGAGAAACGGAGUGCCAAGCCGGAGCGGGAGUGGCUGCUGGACCUGGCCAAGGUGUACAUGGGGGUUCGGAAGAAGCUGAAGCCCCCAUCACAGUGGAGUUUCACUCUGAUCCUAGAAAAACAACAGCUGUAUUUAGCAUGCACAGGGCAAUCUGAGCUGUGGGACUGGACCACCAGCAUCCUGAAAGCCCAGCACGAUGGCAUCCGCCCUGUGAUCCUGCGCCGACACUCUUCUUCUGACCUGGCCAAGCAGAAGUUUGGCACCAUGCCCUUGAUCCCUCUGCGAGGAGACAGCACCAAUCCCAUCAUGCUCUCUGCUAACCAGACUUUGCGUCGUCUGCAUACGCGAAGGACAUUAUCCAUGUUCUUUCCCAUGAAGAUGCACCAGGACUCUCUGGAAGAGCAGCACGAGACGGAGGAGCCAGAGCCUGUCUAUGAGGAAGUGGGCAGCUUCCCGGUUGGGGGGUUUCUGGAGCUUAGCCCUUCCCUGCUUCCUCCUGUGGAUCAGACCAAGAAGCCAGCCCCCUGCUCUGCCCAAGUGCCACCCAGCUCCCUGCCACCCUGCCCUGCCCCGAGAACAUCUGGGAUGGACUCUGUAAAGGCCCCCUCCCUUGAGAGGGGCCUAUGGCUAGAGCCGGAUAAGGCCACCAUGAUCAGCAGGCUGCCCAGACACAGAGGGGUGACUCACAGCAGCCCAGCGGAGAGAACAGCUGAGCCACCCCAAAGAGCUCUUACCUCCAGCAAGGAGCAGGGGUCUGUGAUACCAGUCCUUCUUCCAGAGACACCACCUGCCCUGGGCACUCAGGUUGGCGAGACGAGGAAGAACUUCUCACUCAGCGACAAACUCAUGGAGGAACUGAGCACUGCCGUCUUGCAGAAGAACAAAUCCCAAGCCCCCCAAAUGCCAGGAUCGCAGGACCUCUCCUCAGCUGCUGGGGACCAAGAGCAGCUGCAAGGGUCUGACUCUUCUUAAAAAUUACAGAUUGAGUGUCCCCCUCACUAUAAACACAGAUUGAAUGUCCCCCUCACUAUAAACACAGAUUGA
Heteronotia binoei (common prickly gecko) is the source of this 5559-nucleotide messenger RNA. RefSeq names its product ArfGAP with RhoGAP domain, ankyrin repeat and PH domain 3 (gene ARAP3). NCBI's taxonomy places the organism in Eukaryota, Metazoa, Chordata, Lepidosauria, Squamata, Gekkonidae. The transcript is spliced from 36 exons. Gene Ontology annotation, molecular function: protein binding; GTPase activator activity; phosphatidylinositol-3,4,5-trisphosphate binding. Gene Ontology annotation, biological process: positive regulation of GTPase activity; signal transduction. The record is from RefSeq and is a predicted model, not a curated record.